Molecule: messenger RNA, 2803 nt
Organism: Orbicella faveolata
Lineage: Eukaryota; Metazoa; Cnidaria; Anthozoa; Scleractinia; Merulinidae
Product: trace amine-associated receptor 6-like
Biological process (GO): G protein-coupled receptor signaling pathway
Cellular component (GO): membrane
Molecular function (GO): G protein-coupled receptor activity
Source: RefSeq, a predicted model, not a curated record
UACGUUCCCUAUCAAUCCUCUUCAAUUCAGACAUUGUACCAACAAACACUUUGAAGCGGCCGUUAAACUGGGGUAAAGUAUCACAAAGAACAAGUCUUGUCCCACCCAGUUCCCGUCCCGUCCCAAAUCGUUUCGUCUCUUCUUUUUUUGUUUUGUCUUGUCUUGUCUUGUCAGCGUACAUUGUGAUGGUUGUUACGGGAGCUAAAAACUUUAUUUGCUGUAUUCAUUACACAGAAAUCUUCAACCAAUUCCAAAGCUGAACGGUUCGGAAUUGACUCAAGCUGGGUGCGUGCUAUCGCAAACGUUUUGGUCUUGUUGUUUGUUCGUUCGUUUAUUUGUUUGCUUGUUUGUUCGUUCGUUCGUUCGUUUGCUUGUUUGUUUGUAUGUUUGUUUGCUUGUUUGCUGCUUUUCGUUCACCUUUUAUUGCACACAGAAACGUGCGAGACCAAAAUCAGUCGACAACACUAUCAUAAUCAAUUUAAUUUAAUUUAUAGCCCCUGGUGAAUCUGAGGAACACAAUCGUGUCUCAUUCAGGACAGGGGGUGUUUUCACAUGAUUAUGAAUUUCAAUUACGAUGUUUGUCGCUCAACAUCAUAUGUUUACCAGGACAAUACAUCUUUGAAUAAAUAUUCCAAUUUCACAACAUGAUCCUGAGAAAACACAAAACGGAGAGCCUUAUCUUUUUCAUCAAUGUCAGCGAAGAGUCGUCCAGCUAAAAUCAAGCAGUGCCAGGAAAACAUUCUACAAUAAAAAGCAACCCAAUUUAUACUGUACAUUUAUAUUUGCAUCUUAGUCGGUUUAUAAAUUACCUGCGUCAUUCAUAUGGGGUUUAUAGAAUACAAACUGGUAAAUCGGGUAAUACCACUGAUUAUUGCACGCUAUCUCAAACACAAAUAUUGCAUCGGGGAGCAGACUCUUCAGUUUAAUUUCAGCAUUCACCAACGCAAAAAUAAUUGUUUCGAAAUCCGUCGGGUGUGGUAAUCUAUAACGAAAUAGCUAACAUGAGCGAAGAGUCGUCCAGCAUCAUGCCUGUCCGUGGUGACAUUUUACUUGGCUUAAUUGUUAUUGACUUCGUAUCUGGUACAAUAAUAGCCGUAGCAAACGGCUUUCUUUUUAUCACGAUCUACCGUGAUCCCUGCCAAUGCUUGCGCACGCCAUCUGUAUUUCUCAUCGCAAACCUUUCCGUUGCGGAUUUCUUCAUGGGAGUUGUCAGCUACCUUAGAGCCAUCGAAUUGAUCCACAGGUACUUUAGCUUGGGAAACCUUGUUAUUUCCAUUCUUAACAUGAUAGAAUAUUUCAUCGGAGCUGUGUCCAUUCUCGUCGCCGUCUCAACGCUUAUGGCCAUGUCAUAUGAUCGCUAUAUUGCGGUUAUUAAACCGUUCCAAUACCCACAGAAGAUUAACAACACAAGAGCCAAGGUUGCUAUCGCCAUCAUUUGGAUAAACGCAUUGGUUAUGUGCGUCCUUCCGAUUGCCGAUGUGAAGAGGGAAAAUUUUUUGUUGGCCUACUGUUAUUCACAUUUUGUGAUUCCCUCAUUUAUUUUAACAGCAGUUUAUGUGAAAAUAUAUAAAAUGAUCGCUCGCCAAAGACAAGAACUUAAAGAUGUCCGAGCGAGUCUGACAGCAGCAAGCAGAAGAAAACAAUUAGAGAGAGAAAACAGGAUGGCCAUCACGUUCGUGUUGAUCCUUUUCAUUUUUUAUUUUUCAUUUUUACCUUACUUUAUAAACAUACAAAUUCUAUAUUUUUGCUCCUGUCGAAGUUCUUACGCUUACAACGUAUACCACUACAUUGCGAAUGAAUUUCUCUCACUGAGUUCUACCAUAAAUCCUUUUAUGUACGCUUGGAGACUACCAAUGUUUAACCGCUCGCUUCGCUUGUGUUUUCGACGGCGGAAAAACAAUAAUGUUAUAGCGACAUGGAACGGAACAAACUCCAACCAAAACUGAUUCACUGACCUAAAAGAGGGGUCCAGCCGACAAGAACUAUUACUAAUGACUGAAUAAAUUCGCGAGAUUUUAGAAUAGUCUAGAAAUAUAAGCUCUUUGGCAGUAUACAAUUUUCCCCACUUUUCACUCCAUUGACCACUCUAACAAGAAUUUUGCGUGGUAUGCAAUAUCAACAACAACAAUACUUUAUUUAAACACGAUUUUGUCUUAAAGCGACAGGUUUGAUCGUGGGUUCGAGUAUAUAGCUACAAAAUUUAAGAAAACUUAAAUAUGUGCAGUAAUAAAAAGGAUUAUAUACGUAUUCAUUCAUAUUAAUAAAACUUAAAAUCCGUUACGUUCUUGCAUUGCGUUUACGUUGCAUGCAUACAUUAGUGGCACCAGUUUACUGCAGAAAAGUGGUAUUUUUCUUCUUUAUUUCUGAUGUGAUUCAUAAAACACAGAAAUCAAUAAGUUUUGAUUGCUAUAUCCUACUUGUAAUGUUUUCUUACAACGUUAAACAACUUUUAAUCAAUCUCCGACGGUUACAUUCGCAUAAAGCACAGGAAUAACAGAAUAAUUUAAACGAAAAAAACAGUUGUUUCAAUAGCAAUAGCAAAUCACUACCACCAAUGGGUGGCCUAAAUAACUAUUCUUGUGAACAUCUGUGCAUUCAUUAAAGUUCAAACGACAACCGUCAAAUGUUGAAUUUCAUAACAACGCUGAACAACGUGGACUUUGAAUGUAUUUAUUUGUAACUCGAUGAAGAAGUCAGUCGUCUUCAUUAAACAUCUGAUCUGUAUAAGUCAAACUUACCUUUACUAAUGAAGUUCAAGCUUUAGAUAAACUAGAUGGUACAAAAAGCUUUCACGAACAUCAGA